GCGGGCACAGAUCUUGCUGUGAACCCAAUUUGGACCUUGAGCUGACACCAUGCUGACUCAAGCCUUCAGCUCAACUGCACAAUGUCACCAAAUUGGGACUGCACUGGCUGUAAGCGCGCUGGCUGAAAUGAAACACAGAAAAGUGUAACUUCCACACAAUGGCUAAAAUGGAUGUCAUCCUUCUGGCGCAGAGUUCAUGUCGAGUGCGUUAUUUCACUCUCCCGUUACGGAUGACAUCACUGAGACUAUAUUUAACACAUAUGAGGCUGUUAAUUUUCAGUUGGGCGUGAUUUUUGCACCUUCCUUCAGCACCUUGUGAUUUUCUUCCAAAGCAACACAUUCACACUCUUCACUACCUCAUCCCUCAUCUGCUCAACCCCCCACCGCCCUCCACCUCCCCACCCUUUCUUUUUUACCCCUUCUCUAUAAUUGGUUUCUAUUUUCAGGCAGCUAUAAGAGUCUGUGUCUCGUGUUUGUGUCUCUCACCCCAUUUCCUGACUGUCCUCCAUCGUCACCCUCUCCUGUUAUCACUCUCCAUCAUACUGUCUCUGUAUACAGCCACUCCUACUAGUCUCUAAAUCCCGUUUCACUUCAGAUCAACCUCUUAUUACCCCUUUUAUCGUUUAUGUAUGACCAUUAAACAUGAUUAAGGGUGCACGGACGAGCAACAUUGGAAAAUAAUGACAGUUGAAUUCAUGCAAAACAGAGUAAACUGGGGGAAAUAGCGCUCAUGACCUAAUUCAGGUGGUCCGGGUUGUGCAGUCAGCUGACAUUGGAGAAUAUAUUUAGUGGACAGCAAAAAGUUUAUAGAAAGAAUGCAUAGAAGACUAGGGUUUAAUACUUUCGUGUAAAAAAAACAAAGUAUGUCAUACAGCUUUUAUGAUCAUGUUACUGCUAAAAGUGCUAAAGUAGAGACUGUUAAAAGGGGAGUGGAAAUGGAAACUUGAAAGAGGGAGGGAGACAUGGUGUAGCAGGCCUUGGUUGGCUGCUGAACGUCUCUUGAGAGGCAUCAUGUGUUUAAAAGACCCAAAAACACUUGGAAAGAAAGGAUGAGAGGCUGUGAGCUAAUUUUCACUAGUGUGCGAGGAAAAAUGGGGAUAUCUCGUCAGACUAAAAAAAACUCACCAGGAAGGCCUGGAAGCUGCAAAGCAACAAGCCAAACGUCACAGAGAUGCCUCGCGCCCGUUCGGACUCCACGCAUCCGACCGCCGCAACCUCGAAAUGCUCUUUCGCGCCAGCAGCAGGCUCACGCGGCGCAGACACGGAAGGCGCACUCGCACGUGACACAGGCGCGCAGGGCCAGCACACAGCUGGCACACGGGUGGCUGACACCGGCGUGCAACUGGCAGACAGCGCAGGGUGCUCACUCGGGCUGCACCUUCUACUGCUAUUUCUGCUACUGCUGUUACUACUGUUGCCUCACAUUGCUCUCCUUCUCUCUCCUCCUCCUCCUGUCUCCAACCCCACAUGCUCCACCCUCUGACUCCUUCUCCAACCAUCCAUCCGCUUCCUCUUCCUCCCUGCCGACAUCAACUUCCUGUGUGGACGAACAUUCAAUCCGUCCUGCCGUCAACCUGACUGUUUCUGCCGGGUCUCCUCGCUACAUCUCAUCUCCUAAACGUCUCACCUCCUCUUGCCCUAACACCUCUCCCGAUUCCUCUUCUGAAUCGCCCUCUUUCCAUCGCCAUGUCCUUUGCCGGCCGUGGCCAUCGUCUCGUUCUCUUUCUUCCCUGCUCCUCUGCCCUCCCAGCUUUGGGGAUCCAGCCUUAUCCUACGCGUCCACUCUGGAACACAUCCCCUCUGGGCCGACCCGCCCUCGGACGCUGCUACGCCAGCAGAGUCUCCAACAGCCCCUCAUGAACCCGCCGGGGUCUGGAUUUGGCCAUCCGCCCACCACAUCCCAGAGUUUGGGACAAUUACACACAGGUCCUGGACAGCCCAGGGGAGGCGGGGCUGCUGGGAGAGGAGAGGCAGGUGGUGGAGGUGGUGAGGGUGGGGGCGCAGGUAAAAGAGCUGUUCCACGAGCCACGCCGGGCAACGCUGCAGGUGCCUCUCGCUAUAGAGGAGGUGGUCCAGGAGGGCGCUCGCGGGCCAACCCUGGCAGUUGGGAUUACAUGAUGGACCAGAUCCGGAAUCGCGGCCUGGAUGUCAAAUCCUUCCUUGAAGGGAAGCUGGUGGUCCUGUCUUUGGCCAUCGGUGUGGCCGAGCAAGAUGACUUUGCCAAUAUCCCUGACCUGCAAGAAACACAGCAGACAGUCCCAGCAGCCAGUCAGGAGCCCCCCCUCGAGAAGAGGGGCAACAAGCCAGCCAACAGUCCCAAAGGCCAACCCCCCGAUGCCGACGGCCACUCCUCCGUAACUGACCUGGCUAACUCCCUCACCGGAGACAUGGUGAUGCUGUCUCCAGGUUCAGAGGAUGACGACGGCGAGGGGCCAAUCAGUGAGAAGCUGGGUCGGAUCCAGUUCAGUAUAGGCUACAGCUUCCAGAACACAACCCUUACUGUCAAAGUUCUCAGGGGCCAGGAGCUGCCGGCCAAGGAUUUCUCUGGUACUUCGGAUCCCUUCGUCAAAAUCUACCUGCUGCCUGAUAAGAAGCACAAGCUGGAGACCAAGGUCAAGAGGAAGAACCUCAACCCCCACUGGAAUGAAACCUUCCUCUUUGAGGGUUUUCCCUACGAGAAAGUGAGAGAGCGCACACUUUACCUUCAGGUGUUGGACUACGACCGCUUCAGCAGGAAUGACCCCAUUGGAGAGGUCUCAAUCCCCCUGAACAAGGUGGAGCUGGGCCAGAUAAAGACUUUCUGGAAGGAGCUCAAGCCCUGCAGUGAUGGCAGUGGGAGACGAGGGGACUUGCUGGUGUCUCUCUGCUAUAAUCCCACUGCCAACACCAUCACUGUGAACAUAAUCAAAGCCCGUAAUCUCAAAGCCAUGGAUAUCGGGGGCACCUCAGAUCCGUACGUGAAGGUGUGGCUGAUGCACAAAGACAGGCGUGUGGAGAAGAAAAAGACAGUGACGAUGAAGCGCUGUCUCAAUCCCGUCUUCAACGAGUCCUUCCCCUUCGACGUUCCCGCUCACGUGCUGAGGGAGACCACCAUCAUCAUCACUGUCAUGGACAAGGACAGACUCAGCCGCAAUGAUGUUAUCGGCAAGAUCUACCUGUCGUGGAAGAGCGGUCCAGCGGAGGUGAAGCACUGGAAAGACAUGCUCGCCCGGCCACGUACCAACGUGGCCCAGUGGCAUGCUCUCAAGGCCUAACGGCACAGCCCACCUUCCUCCAUGGCCCCUCCUUUCCCCGCAACCCCCCCUCCCAGUCACGUCCUUAUGCAUAAGACUGACUUGCUGCCAGGCUGCGAAACACGGGUACAAUUAGCCAUCUGCUCUCUUAAACCUUUAAACUCUCUCGUGCUUCGUGUUCCUCCUCUCAUACGCUCCUGUCUCCAUUUCUGUUUCUGGCCACUUGGCAGUCUCCCGUUUUCAACUGCCCCCUCACAUUCUUCUGCACUUUGUUUGCACCAAUGUUUUCUUUCGUUAUGCGGACCACUCGGUCCCGAACUGCACUGCAGCCGCUGACCCACAGAAGGUGCCAGUCCCGUGGGAUCACAGAGAAUAUUUAGCGAUACGUAAUACAGUGUAUGAUAAUUCCAGUAACAAUACUAUCCAAUAUGUACUCUAUGUACAUGAACAUGAAUAGAUUAGGUUUAUAGAUUGGCCCCUCCCCCCAUUCAAAUGGGGUAUAUUAUCCAUAGCUUAAGUUGUUGUUUUCCUUCUUUUGUCUGUAUUUUGUACUGUAUCUUCCAUGAUGUUGCUCCCUCCUUUUACUAACUUUAAGUGUGGUCUCAUGUCUGGUUUAAGUCGUCGAAAGCAAUCAAUACUCGGUUUGUGAUGAAACCAGCUGAGCUCAAGAUGGUAUUGUUGAUACUCGUGUCUCUCUCCUCUUUUCUCUUCCAUUCCCUCAUUUCCUCUUUAUUGUUCCCUCUUUCUUAUCCUCUGGCACAAUAUCGGCGGCCCCCUCCUCCUUUCCACCCCCCCCCCCAAACAACAACCACCCUACCCUCGUCGUCUGUGUGCUGUGGUUGCUGUGCUGUAGCUCUAAACAAAAUUAGAGGUUAAAAGAUAUACUGUAUAUGUACUGAACUUUCCGACGCUGGGAAAGCGGGGACACGAUAGACUCAUGAGCCGGAUCACUCUUGAUUUUUCCAGACAAUGACACAGAGAGAGAAAAAAGAAGACACGGGGUGGGGGGACUCUGAGAUGCUACGAUGAUGUCAUUUUUCACAGCGAAAGAGGGAACCAACUUCAAAUCUUCUUGCACCGAAGGCAACGCAACAUUUGUGCUGAUUUGUGUGCAUGCCUUCAAACGUGCGCGCACACUUCGAUUUAUGUAUCGAGAAUAGGAAUUCUUCGUGCUGCCCUGUGCUCUCGUUUUGCCCUUUUGUGCUGAAGAGCUCAGAGAACCGCUCCAUCUUCCCAAAGUGUUUGCCUCUGUGGCGCGUCUGUAUUAACGUAUGCCUGCUGCUGUAAGCGUGUUUAAGUGUGUGUGCGUGUGUUUGAGCAACACAACUGUCGUCGCAGCAGAAGUCUUCUCUUUUCUCUUUCUCUCUUCUUACUGCCAUUGCUUCCCCAUCCUCCUUUACUGCCCUGCCUUCUGAACGAGGGUGCGGGGAAGUUCUAUCUGCACUUUUUCAAAAUGUAAUAAUAUUAAUCACAAUAAUAAUAACCUUGAGGUUGAGGAUGGUUUUGAUGACGAUAGUACUGGUGAAAAUGAAGGGAGGAGCGUGUUGAAGGGGAGAUUGGGGGAGAGGCCGCCUCUGCGCUGUGACUUGAGGUUGUUGAGAUGAAGAAGAGGACAAAGAGGAUGGAUGAAGGGCUCUCAUCCUCCUGUUUUGUGUCUCUGUUUUUUGUGUGUGAGAUUAUUCACCGGGGUGGAUGUUUCCGGUUGGCAGGCUGCUGUGGUGAGAAAAUGCGAGCUUGCCGAACCAGUAAUGUUAUGACACACAGUGUAAAGCAUGAUCAGAGAUCCAUCUCAGAGACUGACAGUUCCUGUAUGUUAGUGAUGCUGUAAUAAGUCGGGCUGGAGUGGGUUCUGGCUUUGCUGGUGAGGGGGAAAAUUUUUUUUUUUCCCUCCCCACGGCACUAUUUCACACUCCGUGGGUGUGAUUUUUGAAGAUGGACUGAUCUGUGACUGCGCGAUACUGGAGAAGCAGAUAAUCUUUUCCCCGGGUGCUGGAGACCAGCACAGCGUUUCAGUGGCUGCCUGUUUUGUCAGCCGCACUCAACUCAUAUUCCCUUCCAGUAAAUAAAACAGACAUCCUUGGACGGCAUGGAUACUUGCGGUCAUUUCAAGAUACUUGCUUGGAAGUGUUUUUACAGUAGUGUCUUUUGAAGCGUAAUCUGGUGCACUACUUGAGAUUUCUUUUUGGGUUUUUUUCAUGUUGAAUUGGUACAUUUUCACAUGUACCGUAAUUCCCGGCCUACAAAGCACACCUGGUUAUAAGCCUCGCCCAGUACAUUUGUAAAGGAAAUACCAUUUGGUACAUACAUAGGCCGCAGCAGUGUAAAAGCCGCAAGUGCCUACUAUGAAACUAACAUUGAAACACGAGAUAUUUACAAAGAAAGAUGAUACACAGAGUUUAACGCUAGCACCGCUGUGCUAAUGCUAAUGCUAGCGCUGCCGCACAAACGCCGCCGCGCUACCGCUAACACUAACGGCAGCGCUGCCACGCUAACAGGGCCGGUUAAAAAAAACAUACUGGUAAAAAUAACUGAGACACGGCAGUAACCCACUUGCGCAGCGCUAACAGGGCUGCACCGGUAAAAGUCACUUCCUCGGCACAUAUAUUCGGUCUCACUCUUACCUUUUCUGCUCGAGUGCCCCUAGCGGCUGUUAGAAAAACUGCACAAAUUAAGUGCAUCACCACAUAAACCACAGGGUUGAAAUUGUGUGAAAAAAUACGUUGUGGCUUGUAGGCCGGAAAUUACAGUAUUUGUCGUUUAAAGACAGUUAAAGACCCUGUUAAGUGAAUUACAGAUUUGGUUGUUUUCUUCUAAAUUGUUACACUUGUUUGAAGAUAAUUGCAGACAAUGUGCGAAGACUGAGAACUAUUCAAUUGUGGAGGUAAAACCUUGCCUUUUUCUCCUGACUUUUGGGGGUGUGGCACUCCAUGACACUCCUGGGCAUCCAGCAUAAGUCGCGGCUCCUCUAUAUAUAAGAAUUUGAGCUUCCAAGUGGGCAGCAUGGUGGUGGUUCAAUCCCGGACCUGCCUGUGUGGAGUUUGCAUGUUCUCCCCGUGCCUAUGUGCGUUUCUUCCGGGCACUCCGGUUUCCACCCACAUCCCAAAAACAUGCAACAUUAAUUGAUUGGACACUCUAAUUGCCUAUAGGUGUGAUUGUGAGUGCGGCUAUUUGUCUCGAUGUUCCCUGCAAUUUGCUGGCACCCAGUUCAGUGUGUACCCCACCUCAUACCUGUUGACAGCUGGGAUAGGCUCCAGCACUCCCUGCGACCCUUGUGAGGAUAAACGGCUAAGAAAAUGGAUGGAUGAAUGGAGUUUCCAAGACAUAGUUGGACGGCCAGUUGGCAGUCACAUUAUGUCCCAACCAAUGACUUUAUGGUGGCUUGGCUCUCAUUUUAUGUUUUUACUCCGCAAUAACCAGUAACCGACAUUAACGGUGGUCCAGAGUUGGCACGCUCCCAUGUGAGGCACCACCAUACACUACUUGCUGGUACAAAUUUCUAAGUGGCUCCUGAAAAUGGCCCAAAAGUGUAUUUUCUGUUUAGGACGUAAAGACUUUUAUCACCGGCCAACACAAGAUGUUGUAAAGACGCAAGGUAAAACUGUGACCGGUUUGCACUUGAGUGUGUAGCAGUAGUGCUGGAAUGUCAGCGCUCUAGCAACAAAACGUACAAUUGACAAACGAAUUCUGUUUUCCAAGCCACUUAUCCUCACAAGGGCUGGAGGAGUGCUGGAGCCUAUACCAGGUAACGUCGGGCGAAAGGCAAACUACACCAUGAACUGGUCGCCAAUUAGUCGCAAGCCGCAUCACUGAGCGGGAAUCGAUCCCAAAAUGGCCGCACCGAAGUCAGGCGCGUGUACCACUACGCCCUCAGUGACUCCGUCAUAAUGUAAUUGUCAUCAGAUAAAGCUCCAUUUUAGCCUUACCUGCACAAGAUUAGAGCCGGGGUGUGCCUCUAAGCCACUUUGGCCCAUUCGUGUGUACUUUCUGAAGACAUAACGGAACACACAGCUUGAUGAAGCUACGUGCUAGGAAAAAGAUAACAUGUGCCCUCAUUAGGUACCUUAAAAGUGCUGCAAUGGAUUACAACUGUGAAAAUAAUCACAACACAGUCAGUUUCCUAACGUGAACGUGCAGGAGAUGAACUACCGCAGCUAUUUGUGCAGUUGUAAAGUGUCUUUUAGUGUCAUGAAAAACACUGUACUCUGUGUCAUACUUUAUUUUUAGGAUUUCAUUCUCCCGUGAUUGCGUGGCGUUCGAGGAGGGGAGAAAUCACUGCACUUGACUCAGUAAACUGACAGAGAGGUGGCGUUAUUCUUAGCAGCAGCAGGCCUGUGUUUUUGCUGCCGGUGCUGGUAAAAAUGGAGGCAGUCCGGUUGCUGGGUGGCACGUUUGAAAAUGUCAGCGCACCACCAAAUGCUUUUGUUUUCCUCAAUGCAAAUUUUUAUAUCACUUUAUAACCUUUGUUUGAACUAAAAUAUCCCUUGGGCAAAGACGGUUUGUGAUAACGACCUGAUAUCGUGUUUUCCCUGAUUACAUCUCUUGUAAAACACAUGAAUAGUCAUCCGCAAGGUUGCGAAGUGGAUAAACAUUUAAAUGUGCUUUCUAUGAUUAUUCAAAAAGUUGCAUAACAAACAUCCUCUCCUUGCCGGCAGCCCUAACACCAGCAUCUUCGGAAUGAAGGCUACAUUAAACAAGACAGAAGCACUUUUUUUUUUUUUUUUAAAUCAGAGUUUUAUGUAACCACCACUUCUCAUGCCUCUAAACUGGGAGAUGGAAAAAAAAAAAAACACAGAGAUUGUUAACAAACUGGGAAAAACGUGAUCGGUCGGCAGCUGUGAGGCUGACGGUCCGAAGGUCGCUGCUAUGCUAGCAGCUCCGCGGCAGAAUCGCCCAAAUACCACAAAAUGCAUGACGUUCCAGGAAAUGUUUGGGUUGUUGAGUUGAUGGUUUACCACGUUGUAGUGGUAAAACUGGGUCAGGUUAUUAUGCUUAAGAAAGUAUUAAUUACACCGAAUGGCCUCUGCGUGCAAUAAGGGCACUUGGUAAUUAUAUUGUGGGGAUGGGAAGAUGAGGAAAGGGGCGAGUCAUGGUGUUGCCUGGUUGCAUCGGUGUGCCCCCCCCCCCCUCCAUUUUAUCCCCGCCCAAAAAUAUCCACACAACUGACAUGGUGAAAAAUCCCAUUUCUGAAAAAAUUGAAAACUAAGUCGUUCUCAGUGUUUGCUGACAUUUUCAGAACUUACCUUCAAAUAUAUUUAUUGCAUUCACAAUUUAAAAAAAAACGAAAAAAAACUUGACUUGAAUGGGUCUUUAGGACAGUCGUUUUGUCUGUCAAUCUGUCUUUAACAUUAAAUAUCAAAAGUUCAACACAAUACAGAAAUAUAGCAUGUAACUUUUACUUGCUCACCUCGAAUCAAUGAAACGACUAAGUUGUGCCCGUGGGGAUGAUAAUAUUGUUUGUCCUUGACAAACAACAGCCUUAUUGUGUUGUUGUAAUCACGCAAGUUUUCCCCUGAUGAAUUUUGCGCUGGUGACUCACUUCUUUGGUAAGGUGCCUGCUCUGCUGUAGUCGUGCAAUAUCGAAGCUAAAAAUCAGGCUACUGCGGCUUCGCUGGGGGGGGGGGGGGUGUACAUCACAGCAGAUACUGUACUGUAUUCUCCCAAAUCGGUGUAAUGCCUGGUUGUCAUGGUUUGGGGUCUCUUGUCAUUUUUGUGAGUCGGACCUUGUCGCAGGCAGAUGCAGUCUCCACCCCAAACUCACCUUUUGACCUUUUUUGAAGCAUUUGUCAAAACCAGUCUGACUUCUCCCAAUCAGGGUUCAAGUAAGUGUUGUUUGAAUUGUAACAGUAAUGAGAAAUUCUACAUUUUUUUUUCUUUUUCUUCACAUUUGAUUGUCGGUUCGUAUGUGUGUGCUUUGGUGUUCUUGUGUUGGGUUUAUUUCUUUCCAACCGUGCUAAGAAGAUCCUUCUGUUUUUGAGAACUUUAUGUAAAUAUCCUUGGUGGAAAUGAACAUUUUGUUGUACGACGAGUUUUCCUUCGUCACUUGAAAUGACGAUGACAACGCGUCGACGCUAACAGUGGUGACGAUGCCGAUUCUAACCGCCCUUUUUGAACAGGGGCUUUUUGAUGUCCGCUGUGUUUUUGUCAGAGGGCGUCUGGCAGUUGGAGGAGGGAAAAGGGAAAGGAGUGCUACCUGACGCAUCCCGGCCCCACUGCAGCAACACUGCCACGUAGCUUGACACCCACCUUGACCCUUUCUGGAAACGGAAUGCGGUACACAUUGCCCGAGUCGCUAAUACGCUCAGAUAUGUAUUUUGAGAAGCAUGAAAAGGCAGCCGCUCUGCUUUUGGCGACGCCUUCUCUUCCCCCUGUCUUCUUAUGGGCUUUGGGAUUUACUGUAAUGCCAUUGUGUUAGACAGGAUUGACCCGACUCUCACGCGGAUCACGCCAAACCGAAUUUGGAGGCGAAGGGAGGAUGGGGGGAGGGGGCGAAGGCCAGAAGCAGCAGCGUGCCUGGCCCUGAAGAUUACUCACAUCCCCGUGCUCCUCUCAUUAAGCACAAUCGUCGCCACAACAGGCGCAUGCACGGCGGUGAAAUUUAGCAAGAAAUAUUCCAGGAUUGGAGGUAACUGUGAAUUCUGUACACACAAGUCGGAGGUUUGAAUAAGAAGCAAAGACCAACCAUUUAAAUACAGUGGAGUCUCAACGUUUAAAUGCCCCUCAAGUAAAGUAUAACCAAACUUUUUGCGGAAAGGUUAAUUGGUGGUAGAGCCGUCUUUGUAUUUUAUUAGGGCAGUCUUCUCUUUUCUGUGUGUGAGAUGCCAUGAUGGAAACAAACGAUGUUAAAGAGGGAAUCUGAAAAUUAGGCACAGUAUUGUGAUAUAGCAGUAACAUAGUGUCAAUAACAAUAAUGAUCAAGUAUUCCAGAGUUUGCAAAAGUACUCAUACCCUGUACCCAAGUCCAAGUACAAAGAUGGAUAGACAGCCAGACAGGACAAACAAAUACAACAAAUGUGUAAAGAGAAAGGUAAACGUACAAGUAAACAUCUUUGGUUAAAGUAAAAAAAAAAAAGUACAAACUGAAAUGUACUUCAUACAAAGGGAGAAAUGACUUUUUACUGUCACUUCAAUAAGUUCAGUAAGGCAAUAAAUGGGCAAUAUUUAGAAUGUUUUCAAAUGUAGGAAAUAAAACUUGGAUCAGUCAUCAGAAAAGUAAAGUGCAGAUACCUGAAAAAUCUACUUAAGUAUAAAUACUUCCCAUCAGCUGGUAUUCCAAAUGGGAAUCACCUUCUCCCUCUUUUAUACGGCAACUUUCAUUUUGUUUUGUGUAAUUUGGAGCAGAACUGAUUCUGUUUGACCUUUUUAGUGUUCCGCCGUGUCCGAAAUAUUCCCGGGGCCUUUCUCCGCAAAGCUGCCUGCCGAAUUUCAAACACCAAAUGCGCAAUCUGGCUCAAGUUAUUUCCCUCUGUCUGGACGUCCAAAGUAUAUCCGUGCAGGGCCGGCCUCGCGUUUCAUAUUUCAAACUGGCCCCGCCGUGACUUCCCGCAGCCUGCAGGAAAGACAGUAGAGGCACUCCUGCCUCCAUUUGUAAUGCCAUCCCGGCCCCCCAGGGUGCAACUGAAGACACUUGUUCAUCGAUGCUUUAAAAAUAAUCUUUUACUCCUGAUCCUUCAACGCCUUAGGAGUCCUUUGCUCUUUCUGCUGGUACUAAGUAAUUUGAGCAAUUGGGAUUAGCGGGGGGGCUGCACAAAAGACAAACUCUGGAGCGGUUUUGGGAUGUUGCGGCUGACACUCCUGUUUCUUGGCCUUCCUCUCUGAACUGGCCUCCUCAGCAAAGAGCGCUCAAACUUCAAAUACACACAAUUGUGAUGUGUACAAUGUAAUUCCAUGUAUUUGCUUCUUUAUUUCUUUCUGCAUUUCUGCCAACUUUGUAAAGUGUAUAAACAUCUAUAAAUAUACGAACAAGAGAGUACUGUAUAGAUUUUAGCUGCCUGGUAAGGUUCCUCGUAUAUACAGUACUUGGUAGACUAAAAUAAGUGUAGAGCUGUUCAAAAGCCAGUUACUGAAAUUCUCUCAGUAACUUGAUGCCGCCGGCGCUUUUUAUACGGUAUCCUAAGUUUUGGUUGUGCUUUAUUUUUUUAUUCUUGCCAGUGGCACCAAAAGUGUGUUGUUCUUAAUUUUGUCUUUUUUUUUUUUUUUUUUUUUUU
This is a messenger RNA of Syngnathoides biaculeatus (alligator pipefish), 11437 nucleotides long. Its product is annotated as synaptotagmin-7-like. NCBI's taxonomy places the organism in Eukaryota, Metazoa, Chordata, Actinopteri, Syngnathiformes, Syngnathidae. Gene Ontology annotation, biological process: calcium-ion regulated exocytosis; regulation of calcium ion-dependent exocytosis; vesicle fusion. The transcript is spliced from 8 exons. The record is from RefSeq and is a predicted model, not a curated record. Gene Ontology annotation, cellular component: synapse; axon; membrane. Gene Ontology annotation, molecular function: calcium ion binding; clathrin binding; SNARE binding. The coding region runs from base 1050 to 3254 and encodes 734 amino acids.